CACAGUCACUGACACUGAGAGGAGAAAUGGCGCAGAAAGGAGUUCAGCUGGACCGAGAAACCUUCUCUUGUUCCAUCUACUGAAGAAUCCGGUGACUAUUCCCUGUGGGCACAGCUACUGCAUGAACUGUUAUUAAAAACCAGUUUGAUAAAGAGGAAAGCAAGAGAAUCCACAGCUGCCCUCGGUGCAGGAAUACUUUCAUACCAAGGCCUGUCCUGGCCGGUAUCUAUUUGACCUGACAUGACAGAUCUGCCAGCUCAGGGAUUGGUGGAAUGACUAUACCGCAGCAAUUCUGCAUGUGAAAGUGAAAGAAAAGAAUCGUGACUUUUUUUGCUGUGGAAGAAACGUUUCAGACAUUCACUGUUGCUGAGAGGAGAAAUGGCUCAGAGAGAAAAUCAGCUGAAUUUAGAGAAAUUCUCUUGUUCCAUCUGUCUGGAUCUGCUGAAGGAUCCAGUGGCUACAAGCUGUGGACACAGCUACUGCAUGAACUGUAUUAAAUGUUUCUGGGAUAAAGAAGACAAGAAGGGAAUCCACAGCUGCCCUCAGUGCAGGAAGACUUUCACACCGAGGCCUGUCCUGGAGAAAAACAUCCUGUUAGCAGAGUUGGUGGAACAGCUGAAGAAGACUGGACUCCAAGCUGCUCCAGCUGAUCACUGCUAUGCUAGAGCUGAAGAUGUGGCCUGCGAUGUCUGCAGUGGGAGGAAGCUGAAAGCAACCAAGUCCUGUCUGGUAUGCCUGGCCUCUUACUGUGAGAAACACCUCCAACCUCACUAUGAUGUAGCUCCAUUAAAGAAACACAAGCUGGUGGCCCCCUCCAAGAAGCUCCAGGAGAACAUCUGCUCUCGUCAUGAUGAGGUGAUGAAGAUUUUCUGUCGUACUGAUCAGCAGAGUAUCUGUUAUCUCUGCUCAAUGGAUGAACAUCAAGGCCAUGAAACAGUCCCAGCUGCAGCAGAAAGGACCGAGAAGCAGAAGGAGCUCGAGGUGAGACGACUAAACAUCCAGCAGAGAAUCCAGGACCGAGAGAAAGAUGUGAAGCUGCUUCAACAGGAGGUGGAGGCCAUCAAUGGCUCUGCUGAUAAAGCAGUGGAGGACAGUGAGAAGAUGUUGAGUGAGCUGAUCCGUCUGAUCCAGAAAAGAAGCUCUGAUGUGAAGCAGCAGGUCAGAUCCCAGCAGGAAACUGAAGUGAGUCGAGUCAAAGAGCUUCAGGAGAAGCUGGAGCAGGAGAUCGCUGAGCUGAAGAGGAAAGACGCCGAGCUGGAGCAGCUCUCACACACAGAGGAUCACAACCAGUUUCUACACAACUACCCCUCACUGUCAGCACUCAGUGAGUCUACACACUCAUCCAGCAUCAAUAUUGGUCCUCUGAGGUACUUUGAGGAUGUGACAGCAGCUGUGUCAGAGACCAGAGAUAAACUACAGGACAUUCUGAGAGAGGAAUGGACAAACAUCUCACUGACAGUCACUGAAGAGGAUGUUUUACUGUCACCAUCAGAGCCAAAGACCAGAGCUGGAUUCUUAAAAUAUUCACAUGAAAUCACACUGGAUCCAAACACAGCAUAUACACGUCUGUUAUUAUCUGAGGGGAACAGAAAAGUAACAUUUAUGAAACAACAACAGUUUUAUUUUGAUCAUCCAGACAGAUUCACUGUAUAUUAUCAGGUCCUGAGUAAAGAGAGUCUGACUGGACGUUGUUACUGGGAAGUGGAGUGGAGAGGGGGAGGAGUUUGUGUAGCAGUUGCAUACAAGAAUAUCAGUAGAGCAGGUAUCUUAUUUGGAUGUUUAUUUGGAUCUAAUGACAAAUCUUGGGCAUUACGUUGUGACGCAAACAGUUACAUAUUUUGGCACAACAAAGUCUACAGUAACAUCUACGGUCCUCGGUCCUCCAGAGUAGGAGUGUACCUGGAUCACAGAGCAGGUAUUCUGUCUUUCUACAGCGUCUCUGAAACCAUGACUCUCCUCCACAGAGUCCAGACCACAUUCACUCAGCCGCUCUAUGCUGGACUUUAUCUUUUGAAUGAUGGAGUCACUGCAAAGUUGAUUAAAGUCAGAUAGACAGAGAAGAUAGGUUCAUGUUGAUCCCUGAACAUUAUAUGUACUCAAGGGCGUAGGAAUGAGUUUAAUAUUGGGGGUGGGGGGGUAAACAUAGGAAACCUGACAGAUCUGUAAAUACUCUUAGCAAAGCUUUAAAAAUGCUAUUUGAUCUUUUACUUUCUUCUUUUUCAAAUGUUUCUUGGAAAAAUAGUGUUGUGUACACCUAUAUUAUAUCAUGUAUAAUUUACAUAUGUAUAUGUUUUAUAAUCAUAAGGCGUAAUAACAGGCUAUUACAUAUUUCACUAAACUAAUUUAAGACCUCA
This is a messenger RNA of Archocentrus centrarchus (flier cichlid), 2354 nucleotides long. RefSeq names its product tripartite motif-containing protein 16-like. The record is from RefSeq and is a predicted model, not a curated record. Bases 379 to 2052 code for a protein of 557 amino acids. The transcript has a single exon. Gene Ontology annotation, molecular function: zinc ion binding; protein binding. NCBI's taxonomy places the organism in Eukaryota, Metazoa, Chordata, Actinopteri, Cichliformes, Cichlidae.